AUGAGACCCGGCGGUCAAGACCCCCUCUCCCUCUGGGGCAAGAUGGCAACUCUUGGCCUGUUGAUUGGAUCUGUUUCCCCCCAUCCGUUCCAGCUUCUCGCACGAGACGACAGGGAUUUCUGGCCCAUCAAGCAGGGCGCGCAAUAUGCCGCCUUCGGCGACUCCUACGCCGCGGGCAUGGGCGCCGGCUCGACCUCUUGGAGUCCCUGGCCGGCGAGCUCAUGCCGCAAAGGAACCGGUAGCUUCGGCCGUCAGUUGAGCCUCCACACGACCAGUGUUGUACACGUGGAUCACACCUUCGGCGACAAUUACUGCUCCGGCGACACUACGGAUGGCGCAAACAAGCGUAUCAAUGACUGGAAAGAUUCCGGAAGCGCCACCCUCGCCACGCUUUCCGUUGGCGGAAACGAUCUCAACUUUGCCGACCUGGUGGAAAAGUGCAUCGUCACACCUUUCAACAGAAAGAAGUACGUCCAGGAAUGCAAAGACACCAGGGCCGCCUUGGAGAAGAAGCUCACGGACACCGGGCCGGGCUCGUUCCGGGAGAAACUCGGGGCAACUUACAAGGCCCUCCUCGCAAAGGCAACGAACCCGGAUUUCCAACUUUACGUCACGGGGUACCCCAGGUUCUUCAACGAUUACACCGAAUACUGCGACAAGGUCACCUUCAGCUUUUGGAACCCGAUGCACUACGAUGACACGUCCAAGUGCAAAGAGUGCAUCUUCCUAACUCGGGAUUUCCGAAACGGCCUCAACACAUACACUCUGCAGGCCAACGCCCUUAUCCAGGAUGUGAUCAAGGUGGUCAAUACCGAAAUCGGCGGGUCCAAGGAUCGCAUAUAUUUUGUUGACACCGAUGCCGUUUUCGAAGGCCGCCGCUGGUGUGAGGAGGGAGUUCAGGAGCCCGACUCUAAGAACCCUCGAGAAUGGUUCUUCCUGAGUGCUUGGCCUGACGUCGUCGCCUCGGACCCUUCAGUGCCUCCACCUGCCUAUGAUAACGAGGCUGCCUUUGACGCAUAUAAAGUGGAUAUUGUCCCGGACACUGAUGAGUACACUGGCGACCUGCCAAACCCGGAGACCUGCGAGACGGAUGAUGACGGCGGGGAUCCCAUUAUGUUCAGGUGGUUCUGCCUCGCUGCUCGAUACAAGGACGAAGUUCGCGGGACCGAAAUCGACGCCAACAUCCCCACUCGAUGGGCCAAGACGUUCCAUCCUCGAAGCAUUGGCCACACGGCUAUCAUGCACGCCCUCAUUGCCAAGUUCAAACAGGUUAACGGCCCUGCUCCGGCGCCCCCAACCCAGUCCGCCCCUAAGAAUCAGUGUAGUCUUUACCUCAAUGAGUACAGGACCUGUCAGAAGGACAUGGAGUUCAAGGUGACCGUGGACCUUCGCGACGCUGGAGGGCUACGCAUCGACGCCGCCAGCCGCGAGGACCCCAACGAGGCCGUCAUCUCCGGGGGAUCACCCCUCAAGGUUCCCGGGCUAAAUGGUGCCGAGCUCAGCAUCGCCGCGGAUGGGAAAGACAGCGUGAAUUUCAACUACGGCGGGCUCAGCUGGACCAGCAUGGAUGGCGAUGUGCAAUCGAGCGCAUUCUGUCAGACAAAUGAUUGGGAGGGAGAUGUGGACGUCGACUGCGGCAAUGUCAUUAUUUCCAAGAAGAAGAGGCAGUUCCUUACCGAGGACAAGUUUGCCGUUGCUACGAGGGGUAUGACUUGUUACUUUGAGUGUUGA
Scedosporium apiospermum is the source of this 1731-nucleotide messenger RNA. RefSeq lists its product as uncharacterized. Gene Ontology annotation, molecular function: triacylglycerol lipase activity. Gene Ontology annotation, biological process: triglyceride catabolic process. Lineage: Eukaryota; Fungi; Ascomycota; Sordariomycetes; Microascales; Microascaceae. Bases 1 to 1731 code for a protein of 576 amino acids. The record is from RefSeq and is a predicted model, not a curated record. The transcript has 3 exons.